AUUAUAUAAAAAAUAUAACUAGGUCUUGUGUUUUUUCCCCAAUACUUCAUAGAAAAUAGAACGAAUAUUAUACUGUCGCAUACGAAUGCAGGUAUAAGAACAAUAAUUGAUAAAGCACGACCUUUGUCCAUCAAAAUUCGUUUAACCGUAAAGUGUAAACAUUGUGGCUAUUGAAAAAAAGCCACUAUUAUACAUAUAGUGUUUACUUUUUAUCGUAUUCACGUGGUUCCAACUUCCAAACAAUAACAACAUGUUUAUGCAAGUCAAAUGUCUACUAAUCUAGAAUUAUCCAUAAUGUGUUUUGUAGAAUGGCAUAAGGACGUUCAAUCCCCAACGAGACGGCCAAUCGCAGCUCUCGCAGGUGCAUGUGGUGUGUAGCUAAACGAGACAUGUCGCUACAGGUCCAUUGCCGAGACCUUGGGUUUCCUUGCAUGCAGCAUGACUCAUCUGUGAGAUUCAGUUUGGUCAGUGGCCAGUGCAAAGAAACACGUCGUGAGUCGCUUACGGUCCCGUCGUCUUCUCUUCAUAUUUCUGUAUUCCGUUCGAGCCACCGUCAAUUAACCAUUAGUUUAACCGCCAGUAAAUAUAGACACUUCAUUUAUAUCUAUGUUUAUAAAAUUAGUCAUAGAGAUCAAUUUCAAUAUGGUACACAUUACCACAGGAAUAAUCAGCAUAUUAAUGGUAUUCAUUCUAGUAAUGCAAGGAAAUGUUUCUAAAUCAAUUCCAGAAGGAGCACUUGAUAAAAUAAAUCAAACUGAUACCGAGUGUCAUACAGAUACAGAUUGCUAUGGGCUUGAUCAAAAUACGUACUGCGAUACCUCUAUAAAUUUAUGUUCUCAAUGUGUUAACUGCAGCUUAUACUUCAGAAAACCUAAUUUGUCAAUUGAAUGCCCUAAAGAUAUAGAUAACUGUGGUUCAUGUCUAGAUGGGUACUUUGAAGAAGUUUUCUUUGGCGGAGAAGUUCGUGAAUUUUGUAUUACAAAAGUAGAACCUUCACUUCCAUCACCGGAGAAAAUCAGUUCAUCUUUCAACUGGUCAAAUAUAAGCAUAAUUAGUAUCAUUGUUAUGUUUUUAUCAUCUUUAUUAUGGAUUUAUUUUUACAAAGGAAAUCAUAGUGUAAAUCAUAAUGUACCAUCUAAUUUUCAAAAUGGUACAACACCACCGCCAUCAUAUGAUAGUUGUAUGAAAUUGGAUAAUUAUGUAACUGAUGAUGUGCAGGAGUUUCAUUUGUUCACUGGCGAGCAACCUCCUAGAAACGAAUGGAGACAUCAAAAUGCAGUACCAUUUAGAUUGGUAGAUGAUAAUAUUACAGAAAUGAAUGUUCGUGUAGACGAAAAUGAAAAUACUGAGGAAGUCGAUGGAAUAGAUGGAAGUAUUAUAAGAGAAAUAGAAGCACCAGAAUUGCACGACGAAGAAACUAUGCCAAGUGUUUGGUCUCCCCCACUGCCGGAACUAGUUGAAACAGAACAAUCUAAUUUGGAAGCAUCUUCACCACCAUCAAAGCGGAUCAAAUUGAUCCAACAACAGUCUGUUUAACUUUGUUAACAUUCAAACAAACAGUGAAGAAUGUGAGCGCUAACCUUCAUUCCACUCAGUACAAUUUAUAAUUAAGUCAACUCCUCUUAGUUUUACUCUUAGUUAAAAAUUAGUUUAAAACUUUGCAAAUAAUUAAUUACUUGACUUUGAUACGGGUGUAUGUAUAUCUAUAUUUUAUAAACUUGUCUUAAAAAAAUUCUUUAUAUUUUAUUUCCUCCUAUCUUUAAUUAUAGUGUAUAUUUUUUAUUGUUACUAUUUUUGUUUAAAUUUUAAUUUAAUUGUCUAAAGACUGAUAAAUGACUUGUUUAUAAACAAAAUUGUAUGUGAAGUAAGGUCUGUAACACAGAAAUGUGUUAGAUAAAAUCCUUCAUAACAUUAUAAAUUGCAAUAUAUUAUAGAAAUAAUAACUUGAAUAAAUGUUAUAUUGUGUUAUUAUAAUA
Molecule: messenger RNA, 1976 nt
Organism: Adelges cooleyi (spruce gall adelgid)
Lineage: Eukaryota; Metazoa; Arthropoda; Insecta; Hemiptera; Adelgidae
Exons: 10
Coding region: 607-1536 (309 amino acids)
Source: RefSeq, a predicted model, not a curated record